AUGGCUACUCCACAGCUUCCCCAGGCGGUCGUCGACCACCAGAUGGCCCGUAUCCAUGAGAAUAAGGGGCCGGCAGUCAUAGGUGUCUCUGCAGCUCUUACGGCUCUUUCCUUCGUCAUCGUCGGGCUUCGAUUCGUAGCAAGACUUAAGAUCAAGGCACCUAUCCUCGCAGACGACUGGUUAUGUCUUCCAGCACUGUUGAUGAUCGUUUUGAUGUGCGUUCAACUGGGAUACUCUGUGACAUAUGGCAUUGGAAAACAUCUCGUGGCCACCGAUCCCACUCGAACAUGGGAGAUUAUGCGGAUCGGCUUCUUCCUUUCCAUCACGUAUUCCCUCGUCCAUUUGUUCAUCAAGAUGUCUAUCCUCUGCUUCUACAUUCGGGUUUUUGGCCUCACCUUGCGGUGGUUCAAAAUUGCCGUCUUCACCAUGAUCACUUAUAGCGCCCUCUGGACGGUUUCCAUGAUCAUUUUUGUUCCUUUGCAAUGCCGACCGGUGGCCCAUUUCUGGAACCGAUAUAGGAUCACCGAUCACCCACUCGACGGGGUUUGCUUUACCGAUCCCAGCGCCCCGCCCAUCGCAACUAGUGUGCUCAACACAUUGGGAGACAUCAUCAUCCUGCUCCUUCCGCUGUUCGUACUGAACCAACUUCAGCUUCAGUUGAAGAAGAAGUUGGCUUUGUUCUCGGUCUUCCUUGUCGGCGCCUUCGCUUGCGUUGCCGGCAUCAUUCGGUUAUCAUCGAUCAUCAUGGUCGUAAACAUCAAUGCGGACGUGCCAUGGGUCACCGGCGACACCUACAUGUGGACCUCAAUCGAAGCGUGCGUUGGACUCAUCUGCGCCUGCUUCCCCGCGCUCUGGCCGCUGAUCCGAACCUUCGUGGGCGAGCGGUCCGCGUCGUCGCGAUACGCCCGGAGCAAUUCUGGCAACUCGGGGAAACGGGCCUCCAAUACCAUCGGGGUCCUUUCUCCGACGUACCAGGAGGGCAGAAGGUUCCCCAAUCGUACCAGUGAUAUCGCACCAUGGUAUCGGGAAGCGGAAUCCUAUGAGAAGGAAAAAUCGUCAAGCGAUGAUGUUUCGAUUCGCCCAUAUGAGAAUGACUCUAGAGUAUGA
Molecule: messenger RNA, 1107 nt
Organism: Eremomyces bilateralis CBS 781.70
Lineage: Eukaryota; Fungi; Ascomycota; Dothideomycetes; Eremomycetales; Eremomycetaceae
Exons: 5
Coding region: 1-1107 (368 amino acids)
Source: RefSeq, a predicted model, not a curated record